This is a messenger RNA of Eimeria necatrix, 2226 nucleotides long. RefSeq lists its product as hypothetical. Bases 1 to 2226 code for a protein of 741 amino acids. NCBI's taxonomy places the organism in Eukaryota, Apicomplexa, Conoidasida, Eucoccidiorida, Eimeriidae. The transcript is spliced from 11 exons. The record is from RefSeq and is a predicted model, not a curated record. Gene Ontology annotation, cellular component: nucleus. Gene Ontology annotation, molecular function: 3'-tRNA processing endoribonuclease activity.
AUGAACGGCGCUGCGUUGCGCCGGAUCCGGCAGCACAGAAAACUGCCUUGGCUGGCAUUGUUGCUGUUUCUGCAGCUGCUUAGCGCAGCCAGUCCUUUUGCAGUGUACACUGUUCCCCAUGCUCUUUGCAUAGACAGCAAGGAAGCAGUAGGCUCCUCUGGGGUCGCUGCAGGGGCUUGCAUCCUUCUGCCGCGGAAAAGCCCCCUACAUCAUGCACCAGAGAGUUGGUCAACACGCCGCAUACCACAGUGUGGAACCUUCUCAGUAGACUUUGAGGAUGCGGGUGCAGCACCCCUCAAGCACACUGUGGGGAAGACCUUCGCAACGGCAUCACAGGCACAAGCAUACACAUCGACAGGCGCUAAUGAAGUUCCGGGAGGGCCAUCCGUUGCCACACCAGCAACAGCCGCUGCUGCAGAUAUUGAAAAUGCGUUUUCAGAAGUUGUCGCUGCAGCAGAAGCAGUUCUAUCGACCAACUUCACAAGCAGCAGUGAAAGCAGAAACGGUCAGGACGUUUCCGUUUCACCGUGGGCUGCUAGCACUUCUGAAGCCGUCGAGACGGCCCGUGCUUCGUUCUUAGCGAAGGUGGCGAAUGCGUUUGGCCUGAAACGCAUUAGUGAUGCGAGCGGCGUGGUGUAUGUACACCGCAGCGGCACCAGCAACGCAAAGCUGCUGGUUGACCGGCAGUUGCUGCUCCGGCUUAGAGGGGAGCAGCAAAAGGGUAGCUGGUCUCUCCACUUUUUAGGAACUGGGGCUAUGCAAGCUUCGGCGACUCGCGGAACUUCCUGUAUCUUGUUUUCUCGCGGCGACGGUUCUGCUUGGCUCUUUGAUUGCGGAGGAGGGCCUUCCCCUACUUACACUGCUUCUGUUUGUCGUAGGGACGCAACAAUAGGAGCAGCAAGCGACGCAGUUGCAGAAGCAGAUCAGAACAGCAGACUGAAGCACGCAGUGGCGCUUGCCGUUGCAACAGAGGCAAUUACGAGGACGACACCUGCCGCUGCUGCUGCUUUGCAGCAUCAGCACCAGCAGGAAACGCGGAAGAGACGGAUGGGAGUGGUGCAGCGAGUCUUCGUAACGCACCUUCACGGUGACCACUGCCUUGGCCUCCCUUCGUUCCUCUCUCAAAUAGCCGAAAGCCCAGAGGAGGGACCCAGGCAUGUUGAGAUCGUUGGGCCGGAGGGACUCCGCAGCCUCCUCCGUUGCAUUUUGCAUGGCACGGCUGCCAGGCGCCUUCCCUCUUUUUCAGUCGUUGAACUGCGUUGUGUACCCCACCUACACCAUCGGCGAUCUCGAGUGCUGCGUCUUCCCCCGUUGCCCCCGGCUCCGUUCGAGAUAAGUGGUAGAGGAGACAUUGAGCCAAAUGCCGACGGAAGUUAUGUUGCAUUUGAAGACUCGGAAAUUGUCGUUACAGCUGCACCAAUAAGACACCUAGUACCAUGUGUCGGUUAUAUUUUGACGGAAAAGAUAAACCGCCAUCGUCUUAGGGCGGACGUGAUAGAUCCUCUCAUCGAAAAGAACUCACAGCAUUUGAAAGACCCCAGCAGGUGGCCACAGCUCCGCGGUGAACCAAAGGCGGUGUACAGGCUCUUGUCCGAACUGAAGGCGGGAGAGGUCUUCAGUUUCCCGGAUGGGACUCAAGUUGGCCCGGCGGAUAUAUUCCUGGGGGCUCCGCAUCCAAGGAAGAUCUGCUUUGCAUUCGACACAUGUGAUGCAUCUCGGCUGCUUCCGUUCGCUCAGGGCGCUGACAUUCUUGUGCAUGAGGCCACAAUGAGUGGGGUUAAAGGGACUUCAAGCAAGUGGGACCCCUGCACGGAGUCGCUCCAGCCGAAGCCACACCCCGGGCAAGGGGAGGGACAUCUCAAUGGACAUGCUGAGGGCAAGGCCCUUAGCGCAAAAGACCUAAUGGGCGCUCACGUGCAGACAGCCAGUCAAGCUGCCUUUGAGAGGGGGCACUCUUCCGCCGCCAUGGCUGGCAGUUUCGCCUUCCGUGCCGGAGCUGCCCGCCUACUACUGACUCACUUUUCCCAGAGGUACCGUGGAGAUCCCUUCCUUCGUAGUGUGCUGACAAUGGAGCGCGUGGAGGAAGAGGCCAGGCAAGCCUAUGAUAUAGAGCGGCAGCUCCAGGCUGCCGCACCACCGGCGUCCACGCUGAAGGUAACGGCUGCGUGGGACGGACUUGCGGUGGUGCUGCCUCAGCGUACGUAUUCGCCUACAGAAGAGCACUGA